AUUCGAGGCUAAAUUGAAGGAUAUAGGUAGUUAAAUAUCUUCAGUAUUACAUAUAUGGAACUUGAGGAAGAAGAGCCGAUUUUGGAAGGUGAGGCAGUGGAAAUGGACAAAGAGAACUCUAAGGAAACUCCCAUGAAGGAAAUUCGUACCCGUUUUCCUGGCGUUGUGAGAAAGAAAGCUUAUGCAUUUGAUGGUUUCGGGAGUUACUUUACUAAGGAAUGGGAUCUCUCUGAAGGAAAAGGGAAAGAAUUUUGUUGGUAUCAUGUGGAACUUCCAAAGGGAAACCAGAAACUAGCAUUGUCUGCACAAUACCUUAUUGAUGUCCUUUGCCCUCCUUUGAAACUUCAAGACAUCCUCUCACUUGUCACUAAUGGACCUUUUUGUGGGCAUGUUAAUGGAGCACUUGUUUUUAGGGUGAACUCACCUGGAACUGCUUCAAGCGAUUUUACUCUUAGAAUUGCUGCAAGAAUAACUGAGAACUCGUUGAUUACUGUGUCUUUGGGUCGUGUUCCUAGAUUGGGAUUCUCCCCAAUGGGUCAUUCUCUUCUUUCAGAGAUUCCUAGUGUGGAGAGUUCCAGUUUGGCUAGAGCAGAGAAGGAAGGAGAUGCGAUUGUAAUCAGGGAACACGUUCUUGAGUUUUUAUUAACGAUGAAUCAUUCUGAGGAGGCUGAUAAUCCAGUUCCACGCACUCUUUCAAAUCUCGUUAUUCAUGUACUAGACACACAUGUAGAUCAUGUUCAAGACAUAGUAACCAAGCUUGAGAUCGAGUUGGACGCAGUGGAGUUCGAAUUGGAUAAAGGUGCUUUUGCCUUAAAAAUGCAGAUGCUGGAUGAGAGAAGAUUUCCAAAAAUGCAUCUAAAUUUGCAACGUCUUUUGCAGGUGAUAGCAUAUGGAGAACAAGUGUUCCCACGUGUCAGAGAAAAAUGUUCCACAAAAAGUUGGUUUGCUGGCGAAGACAUUGUCGCUCUUGAAGAGCUGAUUGGACGUCUUAGGAGGCUAAAAGAGAAUGUUGGUUUUAUUUCGAAUCGUGUAACAGCAUUACAAGCUGGUCUUGACAGUUGGCAGUCGGAGCAAAUUAAUAAGAAGCUUUACUACCUCUCCUUCCUUUCAUUGAUAUUCCUUCCUUUGUCUAUCAUCACUGGAGUAUUUGGGAUGAAUGUGGGAGGCAUUCCUUGGUCAGGGCAAGAUGACCCCGCCAUAAAAGAUGGAUUCCGCAAUGUCAUGUUUCUCUCUGUUGGUGUGCUGCUGCUUUUACUGCUUUGCUUCACUUUCCCCUCUAUAUAUGCCCAUAUGAGGAAUCAGAGAGUAUUAAGGAGGUGCUGGUCUCUUAACAGGUCUUUCUUAAAGAGAACACUCAGAGUUGGAUCUCAGGAAAGAGGGGGUUACACCCGCAUGUGAAAGAACUAUACAAGCUUCUUGGUAGGCAUUCUCAUUUUCUUCAUGUUUUUAAUUACCAUUUGUAUAACUUGUCUUUGAUGAGGAAAAUAUAUUCCACCUGGAGAUUUUUGGGAAACUUUUUUCUUUUUGUUGAGGGAAUGGUCUGAUAAGACUGUUUCUUGAGUAAACCUGCAGGGGUUUAGUGCUUCCAUCCUGCAGGACCUGUGGAAAUUUAUCCUCCUUAAAUUAAAUCACCAGCUGUACAGAUA
Messenger RNA from Telopea speciosissima, 1646 nucleotides. RefSeq names its product zinc transport protein ZntB-like. The transcript is spliced from 4 exons. Gene Ontology annotation, cellular component: membrane. The coding region runs from base 55 to 1398 and encodes 447 amino acids. NCBI's taxonomy places the organism in Eukaryota, Viridiplantae, Streptophyta, Magnoliopsida, Proteales, Proteaceae. Gene Ontology annotation, biological process: transmembrane transport; metal ion transport. The record is from RefSeq and is a predicted model, not a curated record. Gene Ontology annotation, molecular function: metal ion transmembrane transporter activity.